CUGGCGCCGCUACACGAUUCUUCACGAAAUCUACCAAGAUGAUUCCUCAACCCAAAUCUGUUGUCGAAGGGAAUGGAGUUGUUCAAGUCACUGAGCCAGAGCCUGUCAGCUCCAUCGAUGCAUUGUUGCCUCGGGAGGGCUACAUUCUCGACGUAGGCAGCUCUGGGGACGGCGUCGUGCGUGUAACGGGCGGCUCUUCAGAAGGCAUUUUCUACGGCAUGCAGACAUUCAAGCAGCUCCUACCGCCUACAUUCCUCCGCCAAAGCAGCGACAUCUCCGAAGACCCGUGGGAAGUACCCGUACAACGCAUCAGCGACGCUCCACGUUUCGCCUGGCGAGGAGUCAUGCUAGAUGUAGCACGCCACUUCAUGCCACUACCUGAUCUACUACGCUUUAUCGACCUAGCCGCCUUUCACAAACUCAAUGUGCUACACUUGCAUCUCACCGACGACCAAGGUUGGCGGCUGCCUGUCGACAAGUGGCCGCGCCUGACAGAGGUGGCAUGCUGGAGGAAAAGAACGAUGCUCGGCGCGGUGCAUCACGACAAAUACGAAGAAAGGCCUCACGGCGGGUUUUACUCCAAGGCGGAUCUGCAGCAGGUUGUAGCGUUUGCAACGAAGAGGCACAUCACAGUAGUGCCAGAGAUUGACAUGCCCGGACACAUGCAAGCUGCCAUCGCAGCGUAUCCGGAGCUUGGCAAUGGGACGAGGGUAGAGGUGAUGGAGUCAUGGGGCAUCUCUAAACACGUCCUGAAUAUGUCGGAUAAGACAUUGGACUUCUGCAGAGACGUUCUCGAUGCUGCCCACGACAUUUUCCCGGGUCAGUACAUUGGUAUUGGAGGGGAUGAAUGUCCCCAUGACGAGUGGAAGGCGAGUCCAGACGUGCAAGCUCGGAUGAAGCGCCUGGGUUUGCCUGACGAGAGUGCUCUGCAUGGAUGGUUCGUCGGCCAAAUGGCAGAUCAUCUGCGAUCUCUUGGCCGCCGUGCUUAUGGAUGGGAUGAGAUCCUAGCUGGCGGAGAGCGAACCCCUGGCGACGUACUGAUAGCUGCCUGGCGGGGGAUCGAGCCGACCAAGAUUGCGGCCCAGCGCGGCUUUGAAGUCGUCGCAUGCCCAGAUGUUGCCGCCUAUCUGGACUUCCGUCAGUCGGAGGAAGAAGACGAGCCCACGCCGGUUGGCACAGUGCUCACGGUAGAUGAUGUGUACGCCUUUGAGCCAGUUCCAGUGGGACUGACAGAAGACGAGAGGACAAAAGUCAUCGGAGCCCAGGCGAACGUCUGGACUGAGCACAUGGAAAGUGCCCGGAGGGUAGACUACAUGGCUUAUCCGAGGCUAUGUGCCUUCUCUGAAGUGGCAUGGGGGAAACCGCCAGAUGACAGCUCGGUCGAGAACUUCAAUGCCCGGCUGAAAAUUCAUACAGCCCGUUUGGAUGCGCUCGGUGUUAACUAUCGGCGACUUAGUGGUCCGCGGCCAUGGGACGCUCGUCCGGAUGCUCUUGGAAAACCAAAAACCAUGGAAGCUCGUAUUGCCAAGCAGGCCAAGUUUAUAGCUGACUUGAAAUAGCCCGCUUUACUUAAAGCAGCGGGCAACGGAUGACGGAGAGGACAGGCGACGCUGGUAUCGGCUGAACCGAGCUGAGACUCUCGCAUGCGGUCCCG
This is a messenger RNA of Ilyonectria robusta, 1654 nucleotides long. RefSeq names its product sugar hydrolase. The record is from RefSeq and is a predicted model, not a curated record. Gene Ontology annotation, molecular function: beta-N-acetylhexosaminidase activity. Gene Ontology annotation, biological process: carbohydrate metabolic process; glycosaminoglycan metabolic process. The coding region runs from base 39 to 1559 and encodes 506 amino acids. NCBI's taxonomy places the organism in Eukaryota, Fungi, Ascomycota, Sordariomycetes, Hypocreales, Nectriaceae. Gene Ontology annotation, cellular component: membrane. The transcript is spliced from 2 exons.